AUGGUCUACGUCAUUGGACUCUCACUUGUAAUGGCUGGUGCCAUCUUGCCUGCAACAACGACCAAUUGGAUGGCUUCUGCCUACCACUCCAUUAGACCGUGUCGAGCAAUGGAGCAGGUAUUGCAUCAGCUGGAACACGAAUCAAAGCUGACGGGCAUUUCCUACCAACAAGAGUCUCGCCCCCUGCAAGCCCAGGGCUUGAGCAAUGGCUAUCUGAAGCGGUUGGCAAGGGCAUUGGAAACUCAUUUUGAGCGUUUUUCCCGCAAUGAAUCAGAGCAGUUCAAGUACAUACAAGAUCUCAAUUUAAUUGCCAAUAUCUUUGACGAUCGAGGGGUCAAACAUGUGUUGGCAGCCUUGGAACACCCACAUGCUUACACCACAUCGCUGUUGCUGGGAAGAAACACCUUGAUCGGUGACGAGACGGCUCUUGGUUUGGCAAAUCUGGUCGCGAGUGGAGGAGGCAACAAUCAAAACCUUACGUGGCUUGCUCUUGGAGGAACUGCUAUUACUCGCAACGGGAUAGGCAGCUUGUACAAAGCCUUGGGGACGAGACCCUUUUCUUUGCUGGGUUUUGACUACACGUACCGCCCGUCUUGGUCCCAACGAAUACUUCCUCUCAGAACCAACCCCAUUGCGGACAGCUUUCCUCAACUACACCAAGCAUCACUCUUGAAAGAGCUCUCGCUAACGGGCAACCGAUUGGAGGACGAGGAGAUGCUGGAGUUGACAAAGAGCAUUUUACAAACCAACAUUACAAUGUUAGGCUUGACCAACAACAGACUGUCACCGCGAGGGAUUCGUGAUUUGCUUCCACUCACCAAACACCUGCAGAAACUGGAGUUGAGCAUGAAUCGAGGGAUUGGUGACGAGGGCGCAAUUCUCUUGGCCAAUGCCUUGAAAAGCAAUGACACGACCAUCGAAACGCUUACACUUGUCGAGUGCGAUAUCACCCAAACAGGAGCCGAUGCGUUUCGUUCCAUCUUUCCUGAAAACACAAAGCUCAAACAUUUGCUCCUGUCUCACAAGGACAAUGGAAGGAUACGGGCAGAGACAUUGCAAAGUAUCAAAGAGGCAACAGCGCCCAACUGGGAUAGGUCUAAACGACACUGA
This is a messenger RNA of Seminavis robusta, 1110 nucleotides long. The record is from the annotation of a GenBank genome assembly. Lineage: Eukaryota; Bacillariophyta; Bacillariophyceae; Naviculales; Naviculaceae.